AUGGAGGAUGAAGCCGCUCGUGACUUAUUUGCGCGCGCGUGGGGAUUCCACAUCACUGCCAUUAACCCUGAGCCGAGUACGGCUAUGCCUCAGGGCGAGGGUAAUACCCUCAGUGUAGAUCCCCUGAGCAUAGAAAUGACAUUCCUGCGGCUUUCACAAAUUGUCAACCGCUGCCAGCGCCACAAGUGCAAUACCACAUACUGCUUGCGCAUGAGAAAGAGAACUGGCGACCUUGCAAGAGAUAUGGAAGGGGCUGCUGCAGAUAUCGAGGCUGCCAAUGCGGCCAAUCCAGAGAGGGAGUGUCGUUUUGACUUCCCUCGUGCCUUGCGGGAGCUGGCCGCAGUCAUCAGGAAGGAAGGCAAGUCGUACUACGUCUUCGAGGCGGCCCGGAAUGACAACCUCAUGAACCACUUCAAUCCUGCCAUUAUCCUAGGCUGGCUAGCCAAUAUCGACAUAUAUCCUUGCACCAGCUUACAGGCGGUUAUUACGUACGCUGCGAAGUAUUGCAGCAAAUCUGAGAAGAAGACUGAGCCUCACUGCAAGCUUGCAGAUCAGGUCUUGCCGCAUACAGCGCACUUCCAGUCCUUAUUAUCCUUCUCCUCUCGCCUAAUGAAUAAGCUGAUUGCCGAGCGAGAUUACUCAGCGCAGGAGAUUUCCCACCUUCUGCUUAAUAUCCCUCUGCAGGAAGGCACGCGGAUGGUCGUCUCCGUGGACUGCCGUCCGUUGGAGCAACAUGCGCGUUCGUACCGCGUCGACGAAGAUGUCAAUGAGACUAUCGGCAGCUACAGGAAAUACUUGGAGAGAAAUGACCAGCAUAGAGAUGUAACUUACCUCGAGUACCUGCAAUCGUACAAUCUCAAGACGUGGAGGAGACUCGCUGCUAACGCGAAAGGAAGGUUUAACGACUUCUGCCGCGUUAAAAUGAUGAUGGCUCAUCCACAUCACUCUCCAGAAGAGUUGCUCAUUGUGGGCGGGCGGCGGUUCGAUUCCUUCGCGGCUGCGUACAAGUGCUGCGGAGAGCGCCACGCCACACUUGCGGAUGAUCAUUAUGGGGAGCCAGACACAAAUGAAUUGAGGGCAGAGGACGAUGAAUUUGAGCUUGAGCUUCACGAAGAGCCCAUCGCAGAGGAGGACUGGCAUGAACUCGCCCGCAUGUUACCUGACCGGCCGCUGGAGGAAGAGGAUAUUGACAUACUCGGCCGCCGAGAUAUCGACAUCAAUUAUGAUUGGACCCCCCACGUUGGACGGUAUACCGAUGAUGGUAUUCUCAGCGGCAACUACUGGAAGCAACGCAAAGCGGAAACACCCCCUGACCUUGAUCUUGGUUGA
This is a messenger RNA of Drechmeria coniospora, 1329 nucleotides long. RefSeq names its product ATP-dependent DNA helicase PIF1. The record is from RefSeq and is a predicted model, not a curated record. Lineage: Eukaryota; Fungi; Ascomycota; Sordariomycetes; Hypocreales; Ophiocordycipitaceae. The coding region runs from base 1 to 1329 and encodes 442 amino acids. The transcript has 2 exons.